CUGAUGACCUCAGAAGGAGGCAGUAUAAAGCUCACAUUAUGAAGCACUUGGGAUCAGAAACCCCUACCAGCUUUUGUAUAACUCCAUCAACAUGCGAGAAAUUGUACAUCUUCAAAUUGGACAAUGUGGCAACCAGAUUGGCUCAAAGUUUUGGGAAGUGAUCAGCGAAGAACAUGGCAUCAAUGCCACAGGAAUCUAUGAAGGAGACUCCAGUGUACAGCUGGAGAGGGUCAACGUCUACUUCAAUGAGGCUCAUGGUGGAAAAUACGUGCCCAGAGCUCUACUCGUUGACCUGGAGCCAGGAACUAUGGACAGUGUCAGAGGGAGUCGAAUUGGGCCCCUUUUUAGACCUGACAAUUUCAUUCAUGGAAACUCUGGAGCUGGGAACAACUGGGCAAAGGGCCACUACACAGAGGGGGCUGAGCUUGUAGAGCAGGUGAUAGAUCGGGUGAGGAAUGAGAGUGAAAGCUGCGACUGCCUCCAGGGCUUCCAGCUGGUCCACUCUUUGGGUGGUGGCACUGGUUCAGGCAUGGGCACCCUUAUUAUCAACAAGAUCAGAGAGGAAUACCCUGACCGCAUCAUGAACAGCUUCAGCGUUAUGCCGUCUCCAAAAGUUUCGGACACAGUUGUGGAGCCCUACAAUGCCACAUUGUCCGUGCACCAACUCCUGGAGAACACAGAUGAGACCUUCUGCAUCGACAAUGAAGCCCUCUAUGACAUAUGCUUUCGUACGCUGAAGCUCACAACACCAACAUAUGGAGAUCUCAACCAUCUUGUCUCCUUGACAAUGAGUGGGGUAACUACUUCGCUCAGAUUUCCAGGGCAGCUCAAUGCUGAUUUGAGAAAACUAGCUGUAAACAUGGUGCCGUUUCCUCGUCUUCAUUUCUUCAUGCCGGGCUUUGCCCCUUUAACUCCUCGUGGAAGCCAACAGUAUAGAGCACUGACUGUUCCUGAGCUUACACAGCAAAUGUUUGAUGCACGUAAUAUGAUGACUGCAUGUGAUCCCAGAAGAGGGCGCUACCUUACAGUGGCAGGUGUAUUUCGUGGGCGUAUGUCAACUAAAGAAGUAGAUGAGCAAAUGCUUGCAAUCCAACAGAAAAAUAGCAACUAUUUUGUGGACUGGAUCCCUCAUAAUGUGAAGGUGGCUGUGUGUGACAUCCCACCAUGUGGUCUCAAAAUGGCAUCCACAUUCAUCGGCAAUAACACAGCUAUUCAAGAGAUCUUUAGACGGGUCGGUGAGCAGUUUUCAGUCAUGUUUAGGCGCAAGGCGUUUCUGCAUUGGUAUACUGGAGAAGGUAUGGAUGAAAUGGAGUUUACAGAAGCUGAGAGCAACUUGAACGACCUGGUGUCAGAGUACCAACAGUACCAAGAUGCUACAGCAGAAAUGGAUGGGGAUGGUGAGGAAGAGGAGGAGGAGGUGCCCUUUUCAAUACCAGCAGCCAAUGUGCAGCCCCAAACAGAGGUUCGAUUGGAAACAGUGACUGAGAUAAGUGGGGAGACAGUGGAUGAAUAGAAAUGAUUGUAAAAAGUGAUGGGGAAAAUGUAAAUGUUUGUCUAAAAGAGUAUUCUGAUGUUUUAUGUAAUUCAGUUAUUUUAAAAGUAAGAUUUGAUGCUUUGGCCAAAAAGUGGGUGUUUUUUACACUCACAAUGGAUACAGUUGACAGUUUGACUUUGUUGACAUUUUGUCCCUUGUGCUACAAAUUGUCUGUGUUUCCCAUAGAUUUGGUUACAAUUAUGAUUGUACAGAUCAUUUUUGUUUGCAUUAUUUAAUCUCCUUCAACUUGUGGAGUAUAAAUGUCACUUACUUCCUAUAUUUAAUCUUUAAGUCAUUUUUGACCAGUGUAUGUAUGUAUGUAUGUAUAUAUAUAUAUAUAUAUAUAUAUAUAUAUAUAUAUAUAUAUAUAUAUAUAUAUAUAUAUAUAUAUAUAUAUAUAUAUAUAUAUAUAUAUAUAUAUAUAUAUAAACAUUUAGUUUUGAAAACAAAAAUGAAAACUUGCAAGCAUAUAAUUAAUUUGUGUCAUUUUUUUAACAAUAUGGCCACUUUUUUGUGAUAACUUUUUAAUUAGCUAAAUUGUCCAUUGACGGACAGCAUGCUGACAGCUUGUGCCACAGUGUUUCCUCCCACUGUUACAAUCUGGGGCAUGGUGAUUACACAGAACUAGGCUGGAGUGUCUGUGCCCACAGAUAAGCUGGCAUGACGUGUAAAUGACCUGCUGACAAACUAUAGUCUACUUCGAAGGCCCUUUAUACAUAAAUGGAUAUGGCUUGAUUAUACUGAAUACAAAUUAGUUUUGCUCUAGUGAAUAUUCUUUUUAGAGUUCAAUGAUGAUUUUUGAGAUUUAUUUAGGCCUGUUUGUUCAUAUUAAAAUGCUGUUAAAUACAA
Messenger RNA from Boleophthalmus pectinirostris (great blue-spotted mudskipper), 2383 nucleotides. It is a transcript of the gene tubb1, whose product is annotated as tubulin, beta 1 class VI. Gene Ontology annotation, biological process: microtubule cytoskeleton organization; mitotic cell cycle. The coding region runs from base 92 to 1513 and encodes 473 amino acids. Gene Ontology annotation, cellular component: microtubule; cytoplasm. The record is from RefSeq and is a predicted model, not a curated record. Gene Ontology annotation, molecular function: structural constituent of cytoskeleton; GTP binding; GTPase activity. NCBI's taxonomy places the organism in Eukaryota, Metazoa, Chordata, Actinopteri, Gobiiformes, Gobiidae. The transcript has 4 exons.